Drosophila novamexicana is the source of this 1801-nucleotide messenger RNA. RefSeq names its product vesicle-trafficking protein SEC22b-B (gene Sec22). NCBI's taxonomy places the organism in Eukaryota, Metazoa, Arthropoda, Insecta, Diptera, Drosophilidae. The coding region runs from base 398 to 1033 and encodes 211 amino acids. Gene Ontology annotation, cellular component: SNARE complex; endoplasmic reticulum-Golgi intermediate compartment; Golgi membrane. The transcript is spliced from 5 exons. Gene Ontology annotation, molecular function: SNAP receptor activity. Gene Ontology annotation, biological process: retrograde vesicle-mediated transport, Golgi to endoplasmic reticulum; endoplasmic reticulum to Golgi vesicle-mediated transport; vesicle fusion with Golgi apparatus. The record is from RefSeq and is a predicted model, not a curated record.
CGCUGACGUGUUUCCAGCAAUACAAAAACACAAAUCAGUUUAUCCACACACAACAUAAUUUAGCAUAUUUAACUGGGAAUGUGCGAAUCCGUGAUUUCGCCCACAAAAUAACAUAAUAAUCAUUUGGACUCCGAAUGAAAGUUGGCAACUGCUGAGAAACAACAACAACAACAACAACAGCUAAAUUAACGGACACAGCGGUUAGCACUGGGGUGAAGCGGCCACGGCAACAACAAACCAAGUGGAAAGCCAGCCGCAUUAAACUGUAGCCGUGGCCACAGUCGACUGCAAGCACGCAUUGAUCACACACACGCAUACACGCACACGUAUACACAUACCCAUUUGUGGCUUACGUUGAGGUUGGCCAGGUCAAAGAGGAGAGGACACAGGCAUAGACAUGGCGCUGCUGACGAUGAUUGCCCGUGUUAUUGAUGGCCUGCCGCUGGUGGGCACCAUGCAGGACGACGAGCAGAGCGGUCGCAGCAUCUUGGACUACCAAAAUCAGGCGAAAAUGUUAUUUCGCAAGCUGGGCACACACUCGCCGGCGCGCAGCAGCAUCGAAACAGGACCAUAUUUAUUCCACUAUCUUAUCGAGAACGAUGUCUGCUACUUGGUGAUGGUUGAUAAAAUGUAUUCAAAGCGCUUGGCAUUCAACUAUCUGGAGGAUCUGGCGCAGGAGUUUCACACAAGCUAUGGCAGACGUGUCAACUCGGUGACACGCCCCUACGCCUUCAUCGAGUUCGAUGUGUACAUACAGAAGGCGAAAAGGCAAUUGACUGAUCGCAGGCGCAACAUCAGCAACAUCAACACACAGCUGCAGGAUGUGCAGCGCAUCAUGGUUCAGAACAUUGAUGAUGUCCUGCAACGUGGCACUGUCUUGGCGGAGCUGGAUACAAAAACGCAAAACCUGUCAAUGAUGUCGCAGAAGUAUAAAAAGGAUGCCAAAUUGCUGAAUCGCAAAUCGAUGUACGUGAAAGCGGCCGCCGUGGGCACUAUAUUUCUAGUGUUUAUACUAUAUUUUUGGGUUUUGUAAUAUAUGUAUGUACAUACGUUAGACGCAUUAGUUGUUUAGUUGUUAAUUGUAAUUGGCGUUGUAGCGGCGCGGCGCAACGCAAUUGAUGUUUGUUGUCGUUGUCGCCGUGCUGUCAUCGUUGCCGCCACAGCGUCAUAGACGUCGUCGUUGGCAGCGCAGCAGCAGAUCGAAGCGGCAGCAAGUGUGCCUGCCGCUCAUUACAAAGGCCAAAAGACAUUUAAAUAUUUGAUAUAGUAAUUGUAUAACAGCAGCAGCAGCAACAACAACAACAGCAGCCUAGUUAACAAUAGACACUAAAUUGGAGGCAGGCUACUUUGAUACGCUUUAAAUUACCUUGCGUUGUGGGUUUAAAUUUAAUUUCCAAACAUGCACACACACACACACACGCCCAAAGAGGGGCAAAGACUAACGAAACAAUUCCAUAAAACAGCGAUAAUCCUCAACAGUCCCAUUGACUUCUGUUUAUGACCCUUUUUCAUAUCGCAUUCAAUUGGCUUGCGAGCGGAAUUAUAUUGCAUGCAAAAAUGUAAUUGCCGCAUUAAUUUUAUAUGUAACUUUUAUCUUUUUUUUUCUAUUUAUGGAACCUGCCAGGCAAUGAAAUUUUGUAAAUUGUAGAAAUCCAAGCAAAUGUGUGUAUAAAAUAAUUUGUAUAUGAUGCUAAUCAUGAUUAUGACUAAUGAUGGAUGGUAUGUUACAUCAAUAAAAUACAAUAUUAGGCAAUUUAUACAAAUUAUUAAGCAAUUAAAGCAAUCUAAAUGAGUUCAUUAA